Stegodyphus dumicola is the source of this 3209-nucleotide messenger RNA. RefSeq names its product atos homolog protein A-like. The record is from RefSeq and is a predicted model, not a curated record. Lineage: Eukaryota; Metazoa; Arthropoda; Arachnida; Araneae; Eresidae.
UAAUGUGGAUGUUGAAUAGAAAAUUUUAAUUUUGUGCAAUAUGAACUUUAUUGCGAUUCAUGAUUUUGUUACAUAAUUUACCCAGCAAUUUUAUCUUUAGAAUUAAGUGAUCUGAAUAGUUUAAGAAGUUUCUUCAUAAAAUAUCUGCUUGUACAUCUUGUAAUUCUAAAUGAAAUUGUGAUGUUUUAUGAUACCAGAGCUGUAAAUGCAUGCUGCAGUGGAGGAAGUGGAUUUAGAUCCGUGUGAUUUGUAUACUGAUUUGGGAACCCUGAUCAUUGAAGGCAGAGUGCCUGGACUAACAGACAAGGGUUUUGGAGAAGGUCCACAUUGUCCAAGUACUCAUGGUCAGAACAGGCACCAGUGUGAUCCAUCUUCCACUGAAUGCCAGAAAUAUGAACAAAUUCUGAAGCAUAUGCUUUUGCUGUGGAAAAAUGGAAUACCCAUGACUAUAGAAGUUCUGCUAUACCCCAGUUGCUGCGCACCUGCACAGAAUGUGGAUUCGGUACCUGAAACAUCAUACAUUCUAUUAGAACAAUGGACCAUUCACAUGCUGCCCAGAAGGAUGUCAGAUGCGAACAUCAGUCCCCGUGGUUUAAUUCAAGCAGUUCGUUCAUUUCUGUAUUUCUCACAGUUAUGUGCUUGGUUCAGUUUAACUGGUGGGAAGUCUCCAGAAAAUGUUCAUUACAGAAUAUGUGUACCAGGUGAAGCGUUUUCAAGUAAAUUUUGCUCCCAACCUGACUCUCACAGAUUUCCAAUCACAAACAUUGGGCGUAAUGCUGCGAUGAAAGUUCAAAUGAAAUGUCAUCCAAGAUGUGGGGAAAUUCCUGUUGUUCCUUGCCACAAACAUUCCCAACCUAAUUUGCCACUUAAAGUUUUAAAAGGAAGGACUGAAGAAUUUGAAAAUCUUGAUUCAUGUUCUGUUCGGGAAUAUGCAUAUGAUGGAAUACUUCCGUCUGGUUUUUCUUCCAGGACCAGUAGCCCUGCUGAUUCCAUGCUGGGAGAAAGUUUGCUUGAUCCACCAAAUUCUUUGUGCAUGUACACCAAACGGUAUCAGUCACCAUCUCGUUGUGGAAGUCCAAGUAUUGAAGUCCCCGAGCAUCUUAUGUUUGGGAAAAAGACUGUCAAACAAGAAGAGUUAUCUCCACCUAGACGCAGCAGACCUCAACGACGGCCUGUAGUAGAGCGCUUCUUGAAGAAGAACCUUGGUGAUGAUCUUAGCUCCUCCGAUGUGGCAUCUUGGACUUUUGACAAAAAGCAUGUAAAAACUAAAGAAAAUGCAAAAUCAGACAUUUUAUCACUAAAAAGUGAUGUUGUUUUAAAUUACUGUUGCAUCGAAGACUGUAUGAAACAAGUUCCAAGGGAGGAAAUGGAACAAGUCUUAGAAAGGCUGAGAGACAGGCAUUGUGUAGUGAAAUGUUCUCAUGAAAAUCCUUCAAAUCUGAAUUUGACUGAUGUUGGCAAAAGGAAAAAUAUGCAUCACAAAUCAUUGUGUAGCUAUGUUGAGGAGUUGAAAAUUAACUCGCCCAUUUUAGAACAUAACCGAGAAAGUACGCAGAAUGCAUUUCUUAAACGUAAUGAAAUUGGUGAUUCUAAACAUCUCUUCAAGCAGGCACUGAGGCUAAAUAAAGAAUCAUCUAAUAACAGGAAAAAUUGUGAUAGAAAUUGUAAAACCAUAUCUUCUAUUGAAAGACUUUCACCAGAAAUUCUAAAUCCAAGAAUACAACAUUGUACUGAUUCUCAAUUUAGUCUUAAACAAAGCCAUGUACCAAAUCAUUUACUAACAAAUAAAUUAAAUCUAUUUCAGUCACCAGGGUACUCAGAACACAGAAAAAAUGAAAGCAAUCUACUUCAUACUAUCAAAGAAAAAACUGACAGUACUAUUCAAAAUUUAACUCAAGAAUCCAGUGAUCACCAGUUUUCAAAAGCAUAUCAUAGUGGUGAUCGGACUGGUUCACAUAUGCAACAAAUUCAUCCAAAACUUAGCACUGUAAAUAUCAAAAAGUAUGGUGCUUUUCUUCCUAAAAGUGUCAUUGAUGAACUAUCUGAUGAAAGAGAAAUUCUUUCUGAUUCUAGUGAGGCCCAGCCACUGUCAUCAGAUGGAAAUUUUGGAGAUGAGGCAUUCUCGUAUUUUCCUGCUGUUCCAUCUGCAGAGAAAAAAGCUUUGUUCAGGCGUUCUUUAGACAGUGCAACAAACCUUGUUUUUCAUCAACGAAGUGGUCUUCCAUUGACAUCCAGUCCAGCACCUAUUAGAAAAUGUGGAACACGUUUUGAUUUUGACAGUUCCCUCACAUCUGUAUCUGCCAUUAAAAGAGCCUUCUUUGAAAAAGAACCGGAAACGAAGACAGAGGAGCAAGAAAAAGUUAUUCAGCUGAGCAAUAGUGCUCCUGCCUCAAUAUUUAGCAGCAGUUUAUUAGGAACAUUUGAAGAAUCUGUCCUAAAUGGUCGUUUGGAACCGGUGAGUACAGUUGAAGGAUUUACAGCAGAAAUUGGAGCAAGUGGGUCAUUUUGUCCACGUCAUGUCACCUUGCCAGUCACUGUAUUUUUUUACACUCUACAAGACAUGGACAAAGUUACCUCUCCUUACAUGGGCCAUAUAAAUUUACGAGAUAAAGAUUAUCAUGUACCUAAGAGAGGAACUGUUCAAGUGACCCUCUUCAAUCCUCAUCGUACUGUAGUAAAAAUGUUUGUUGUUCGGUAUGAUCUGAGUGAUAUGCCAGUCAACUGCCAAACUUUUCUGCGCCAGCGUACUCUGUACAUGCCAUCAGAUGCUUCAGAAAUUGACCCAGACGCACAGAAAUGGUUACGAUACCUCAUACAUUUGAGGUUUAUGAGCUCCAAGUCUGGUAGAAUUUACCUUCAUACUGACAUUCGAGUGAUAAUCUUCCGCAAAAGUGACCUAGAUGCAGCCACUGUGCAUGGGCAACGACCUUAUGAGUUGCGGUCUUUCACACACGGCCCUCUCAAUCCCAAGUUCUCUCCGCACAAGCCCUGACCCCAUAGGACUGGGGAUUCUGUACAUAGAAUUAGAUUAUUCUUCCAUUGUGAUCAAAUACAUAUAUAAAGGCCUAGUAAUAUGUUUAAUUAUGAAAUGAAAAUUUGAAUUAUAUUAUUAAUACAACUUAGAUUUAUGGUUAACUUAUUGUCUAUAUAUAUAUAUAUAUAUAUACAUAUAUAUAUAUUAUCAAAGUAAAGGGUGCACAUAAAUGAAA